AUGGAGGGAUGAAGGGAUGUAUGUGCAAGGGGAUUUUCGUGAAGCCUGUGAGCAGGCACAGAGGGCAAUACGACCUGGCCCCCGCCAGGGGGUGCUGGUGAGUCGGGCUGUGUCCGAGGAGGAGGACGGAGGCCUGUGACGUCACGACCCGUGAUGCGCGCGCGCGCGCGCCGCACGGUGGUUGGCUCUGGAGCAGGAAGAGCUGUGUGUGUCGUUGUUCUUGCCGUUGUGCUGCUGUAGGCUUUGUAGAGGUUGAACAGUCGAGCCUUGUUAUCAUUUCGGUGAAAGUGGAUGCCGUUUUCUUUCAGGAAACGUUGGAGUUGAAUGACUGUCCACCUCCUGAGUUCGGGCUCUGUUUCGGAGCGCGGCUCCGUCCGAGAGGCAUGUCGGGUGCGCCGCUGCGAGUGGCCGGGGGCUGCUAAUGAGGCAGGCUGCCGUUGGUGGGGAGAUUGGAGCUGGCUGUGCCUGUUGUGGCCCCGGUUGUUUGCCCUCGCUGGCGGAGUAGACGAAGCCUGGGACCUGUCUGGAGUUGGAGGUGUCUCGUUGGGGGAGCUUGAGUGGGAGCGGUUGUGGCUGGUGUGUGGGACACUGAUUGCCGAGCGCACGCGGCUCCGUUCGGAUGCUUGGCUUAGAUCCAACUGCUGAAACGUGGAUGGCGGGUAGCCGAUGUCGAAGAGAUCUUCGUCUGACUCCGUUGCUCUGAUCUGUGUGAGGAGCGCAGCAGCGUUGAUCCAUGUGUUUGAAUAUGAAGGAAGACAGGCUGUAGUAUAUUGUCCCUAUAUACAGGGUUAUGAGGAUUAUGAGAAGUACCUGUGCAAGAACGAAUGCGGCAACGACGAUGAUGUUCUUAUUAAGACGACAGAAGCAAAUAAACACAAAUACUCCAUCGAGGAUGACGGAAAGGGACUCUUCACAGCAACCAUCUCUGAUCUGAGUUUGACGGAUGCUGGGAAAUACUGGUGUGGGGUGACCAGGACUGGAAAGGAUAUCUACUCUGAAGUGCAACUAGAUGUAGUUGAAGACAGCUGUUGUGACACAACCAGCACAGUUCAGGGUAACGAGGAGAGUUCAGCAUCAUUCAGCUGUACGUAUGAGCCGGAGAACAAGGACAGUGAGAAGUACUUCUGCAGAGGAAACCAGCCUUCCAGGUGUCUGCAGAACACUUUAAUCACGUCUCCCAACCAACAAAACAGACGGUUCAGACUUACAGAUGACAAGGCGUCAAGAAGGUUCACACUGACAAUCACCAGUUUGACCAAACAGGAUGCUGGCUCGUACCUUUGUGGUGUCCAUAGAAACACCGAUCUGGAUUUGUUUGAGGCUUUUGAGCUAGCAGUCCAAGGGUGGUGCUGUGUGAACACAAACAAGCUGAAAGGCAUUGUGGGACAUCCAGUAACCAUGCACUGCCCCUACCCACCACAACACAGGGAUAACAGGAAGUUUCUCUGUAAGGGAUAUAACCGCAAAAACUGUAGAGACAUGGUGAAGACUCAAAGCAGGUUCACGCUGCAAGAUGAUGUUUCCUCCAGCUCUUUCUCUGUGAUGAUCACAGAGCUGAAAGCAGAGGAUUCUGGGACAUACUGGUGUGGAUCAGACUCACAGUGGAAUGUUGGAAACUACCUCAAGAUUCAACUAUCAGCAGCAUUUGAGAAUCAGACUACCAGAACUGUGGUCUCUACCAUCACUGUGGUAUCCACCAGCACUGUUGGAUCACAACUGACAAAUACCACUGGAAAACCUAUCAACAGAAUGUCAGUUCUCUUUCACCCAGUGGUCUACAUCAUCCCUGCUCUGCUGCUCACACUGACAUUCGCCCUGGUUAUAGUUUGUAAAUGCAGAAUGGACAAACGGAGAGGAACAAGAGCCAAUGUUAACAGAGACAACACCAAUGAAGCAGCAAUAGAGGAAUUGCUGGGUGAAGCAGAUAUUUAUGCAAACCAAGAGUUGGUGCUCUCAGAAAAGUUGCCCAGCAAACAGCGGCGUGCCUGUCAACGCAAUGAGUAUGCAGGUGAAGACCAACAAGACUCUGUGUACCGCAACAUCUCCGCAUCAGAGGAUAUCUACUGCAAUGACAUUUACAUAAACAGUUAGCCAUAUGAACAGCAUGCACCGCUGUGAUCAUCCUCUCAUUUCUAGGUCACAUUUGUAACCAAUGAUGUGCUGAUGAUGUGUUCAGGAGCAACAAAGAUAUGUAUUUUAUCAAUAAUUACCAUCAGUUAUAUUUGUAUUCAUUGCUUUAUUAAAGGGAUAGUGGAAAUGGAA
Messenger RNA from Gymnodraco acuticeps, 2262 nucleotides. RefSeq names its product polymeric immunoglobulin receptor-like. Lineage: Eukaryota; Metazoa; Chordata; Actinopteri; Perciformes; Bathydraconidae. The transcript has 8 exons. The coding region runs from base 667 to 2091 and encodes 474 amino acids. The record is from RefSeq and is a predicted model, not a curated record. Gene Ontology annotation, cellular component: plasma membrane. Gene Ontology annotation, molecular function: transmembrane signaling receptor activity.